Messenger RNA from Pleurotus ostreatus (oyster mushroom), 834 nucleotides. RefSeq lists its product as uncharacterized. Bases 1 to 834 code for a protein of 277 amino acids. Lineage: Eukaryota; Fungi; Basidiomycota; Agaricomycetes; Agaricales; Pleurotaceae. The transcript has 3 exons. The record is from RefSeq and is a predicted model, not a curated record.
AUGCCCGACUUGGCCUUAUCCAUGUCCUCUCCGAACGCAUCUCAGCAUGAGCCUGCCCAGCCCACCAUGGCUGAUGUCGUUUCCCAAAUGACGGGCGCGGACAGGCGUAUUUUCUUACUACUUACGUGCCCUCCGAAAUCGACCAACGAUCUGCACGGUCGCCCAUCUUUGAGGAAUGCCUUCAUCAAAUUCGUAUCGCGUGCUCGAGCAUACGAAUACCUCCCCCUGAACACGGUACCUGACAAGAAAAGCCGAUUUCAGCCUCCCCGCUGGCGCUAUGGGUACAAGUUCACUUUUGAACAGGCUCUUGCGGUCAAUGAGCAGCGUCUACCCCCCGACCAGCAAUUAUCGCCACUGAGCUGGUUCCGGGAGUGCUGUGACGACGAUGCUGACCCCGUCGCCGAGCGCGCUCGUGUUGCGGGUUCAUGGCUUGAAACCCGCGUGAAUGUUAUUAUGGAGGGUGACCAAGAAGCGCAAUGGUGCCACGCCUGGGAGAAUGGCGAGAGGAUUCUGGUGCUCAGUUUUAGGGACACAUGGCGUCUUGGAGAAGCGCCGGGUGCCGAUCAAGUCGCUGCAAUCAGCGAGUUGAUGUUUGGUAAAUACGUGGAGCCCAUGUGGGUUGGCAUUCAUGCAGGGCCCGCGAACGGAUUGGCCGCCGUCGCCGUCGAGAACGUUGAGGCUGAACGCUGCUCCGUCAUUCCCAUUCCAACAGGCGGCAACGUCAGUACCGGUCCAUCAAGUCCACCCGAAUUAGCCGGCGAUCCGCCGAAGCUUCUGCCAAAACACGUUGGGUCGACCUUCGGGUACACCAAGAGUGUCCGACACAAUCCGUAG